Malus domestica (apple) is the source of this 1775-nucleotide messenger RNA. RefSeq lists its product as uncharacterized. The record is from RefSeq and is a predicted model, not a curated record. NCBI's taxonomy places the organism in Eukaryota, Viridiplantae, Streptophyta, Magnoliopsida, Rosales, Rosaceae.
ACGGACACUCCAAGCAAUUAAUGCACGUGUCAUAAUUGCCCGACCGAAGUCUCCCACUCCCCCACUCUCCACUUCCCGUCCACUGGAACAACGGCAACUCGGGCUCAACUCGGUUUCGACUCGGACUCGACUCAGACUCGGACUCCAAGACCCAUGGGGAGCGCCCGAGACCGAGACGACUCACUCGCAUUCACCAACCCAUCCAAGUCCUCCUCGCCAAUCGUCAUCUCCGAAGCGCUCGAAAGCUUCCUCUCCGACCCCAAUUCCCACAUCGGCAGCGCCUCCGGGAGCUUCCAGAACGAGGGUCUCCUCGCCGACACCAGCGGAAGCUGCAGCGACGCCGAGUUCGGGUUCUCCCGGCCCGAGUUCCGGACGAGCCAACUCGCAGGGACGGUGGAGUUUUACCAAAGGCAUGUGUUUUUGUGCUACAAGAACCCGCAGGUUUGGCCGCCGAGGAUCGAGGCCGCCGAGUUUGAUCGGCUGCCGAGGUUGCUCUACUCCGCCGUCAUGGCCAGGAGGGGAGAUAUGAAGAAAGAGACCCGCUUAACAAUAUGUGAAGGACAUGAUGGAACUGAAACAUCAAAUGGCGAUGUAUUAAUUUUCCCCGACAUGAUCCGAUACAGGAGAUUGACCCAUUUUGAUGUUGAUACAUUUGUUGAAGAAGUUCUUGUGAAGGAUGGUGAGUGGCUGCCUGGAACUCCUGAAACUCUGAAGGGGUCAUAUGUUUUUGUAUGUUCUCAUGGGUCCCGGGAUCGCCGUUGUGGUGUCUGUGGACCUCCCCUGAUCAAUAGAUUUAGAGAAGAGGUAGAAUUACAUGGUCUUCAGGGUAAAGUGUCCGUUAGCCCAUGUUCGCACAUUGGGGGGCAUAAAUAUGCUGGAAAUGUUAUCAUGUUUGGAUCAAAUUGCAACAGAAAAGUAUCUGGCCACUGGUAUGGAUAUGUUGCUCCAGAAGAUGUACCUGUAUUGCUUGAACAGCAUGUCGGGAAAGGAGAAAUUGUAGACUGGCUAUGGAGGGGCCAGAUGGGUUUAUCAGAAGAACAGCAGAAGGAAUCUCAAGAACGAAGGCUCCAGCUUAAUGGUGAGACAAAUGUGGGAAAAACCACUACAGAGUUGACACAACCAAAGGAAAGGGGGAUGAAUACUAGUGUAUGUAGAUCGCAAAUCGAGAUUGGGGGCUGUUGCCAGGAAAACGGAAACUCUUGCUGUCAGAAUGCUACGCUAAUGGAAAACAUAAAUAGUCCCGACCUGAAUGAGAUUGCAGCGAAGCCAACAGCAGCCGAAAAGAAAAAAAGCAGUAGGAAACCACUCUCACGAAUGAAUAGUGGCAAAGGGGCAUCCACGCGCAAGGUGUGUGCGGUGCCAACAUGGUUUCAGACCUGGGAGCGUGAAGAUACAUACGCAGCUGUAGCUGUUGUUUGUGCCGCUGUGUCAGUUGCCGUUGCUUACAAGUGCUACAAACAGUUGAGCUGAAACCGUGGAUCCAAUCUGCGUUGUUUGAUCAUGUUACAGGUUAUUGUCAACCCUCGAAAUUUAACAUUUCGCUUCUAGUUCUAACCGUGAGGCCCCUACGGAAGGAUCUGUAUUGUGCUUACAGAAGGGGAAGGGAUUUGGAUACGUUCGUGCAUGUGUAAGAACACUCUGGCGGGCGGGCGGGCGGGAUACUCGAAUUAUCUUUGUUUUGGAUAUAAUUUGUACCUGUGCAUAUAUAUCAACAAUUUGUAACCCAAUCCAUAUAUUGACAACAUCUUUCGUAUGGUAUUUUGGAUGCUCAUCAA